Pyricularia oryzae 70-15 is the source of this 1781-nucleotide messenger RNA. RefSeq names its product oxidoreductase. Gene Ontology annotation, molecular function: NADP binding; oxidoreductase activity; NAD binding. The record is from RefSeq and is a predicted model, not a curated record. Lineage: Eukaryota; Fungi; Ascomycota; Sordariomycetes; Magnaporthales; Pyriculariaceae. Bases 344 to 1678 code for a protein of 444 amino acids. The transcript has a single exon.
CCGGUCGGUUGGAGUAGCCGGUUCGACCGCGUCGGCUCGGGGGCCAGUUGAGUACAGGGUCGAGGGCGGGAGAGGUUGACGUCGUGGUUUUUGUUUUUCUCUUCCGAAAACUCUUUUUACGAUGAGUUUGUCUAAGGCGUAUACACGAAGCUAAUCUCGUUUGCAAAUUUAACAUCUAUAAAGUUUAAAUUUUUAAGACAAAUCAUUUCCAAGCCUGAAUUCAGCCUCCAUCAGGCACAUAGACUCCCUCGCUCCUGGUAGCUACCAGUGACAUCACCGCCUAAACAACCCCCAACCUCUCUCCCCUAGCAACCCCAACCCCACCGCAACAGAACAAAAAAAGAUGGCAGCCAAAGAACCCAUCUCCUUCAUCGGCCUCGGCGCCAUGGGCUUCGGCAUGGCCACCCACCUGAUCAAGGAGGGCUACUCGGUGACAGGCUUCGACGUCUGGGGCCCGACGCUGGACCGCUUCAAGGCCGCGGGCGGCAGCGCAGCCAGCACCCCGGCCCAGGCCGUCGCCGACAAGCCCUUUUGCGUGUGCAUGGUGGCGACGGCGCAGCAGGCGCAGGCGGUGCUGAUCGACGGGCCCGACGCCGCCGUCCCGGCCCUGCCGCAGGGCGCCGUGCUGAUGCUGUGCAGCACCGUCCCCUGCCAGUACGCGCAGGCGCUCGACCAGCAGCUCAGGGACAUGGGCCGCGGCGACAUCCUGUUUGUCGACUGCCCCGUGUCCGGGGGUGCCAUCCGCGCCGCCGACGGCACGCUGUCCAUCAUGGCGGGCGCGUCCGACGAGGCCAUCGCCAAGGGCCGCGACAUCCUGCAGGCCAUGUCGGACCCGGCCAAGCUGUACAUCGUCGCCGGCGGGGUCGGCGCCGGCUCCAACAUGAAGAUGUGCCACCAGGUCCUGGCCGCGAACCAGAUCCUGUCGGCCAGCGAGGCCAUGGGGUUCGCGGCGCACCUGGGGCUGGACCUGGCAAAGGCCCGCGACGCCAUCCUCGCCUCGGACGGCAAGAGCUGGAUGUUUGAGAACCGCGUGCCCAGGAUCCUGCACCCGGAGCACAAGCCCGUCGCCAGCGCCCUGACCAUCAUCCUCAAGGACACGAGCAUCAUCACGUCCGAGGCCAGGCGGAGGCGCUUCGCCACGCCCAUGACCAGCGCCGCCGAGCAGGCGUACUUUGUCGGGCUCGGGCUGGGCUACGGCCCCGACGACGACGCGGGCAUGCUGCGCGUGUACACGCAGGGGGUCGGCAAGGUCGGGCCGGUGCAGGGCGCGGCCGAGACGGACGAGGCCAAGGUGGCGCUGGUGCUGGCGCUGCUCGAGGGCAUCCACCUGUGCUCGGCGGCCGAGACGCUGGCCUUUGCCGACUUUGUCAAGCUGGACCUGGACCAGGUCUUUGAGCUGUGCACCAACGCCGCCGGCGGGUCUAGGAUGCUCGACAGGUUCGGGCCGGGCAUCCUCGCCGCGUUCAAGAGCGGCGUCGCCGCCAAGGGCUGGGAGACCGAGGCCGGCGUGUACGACGUGACGGCCGCCGCCGACCGAUUGCAGGCUGCCGUAGACGAGGCGCAGAGGUUGAAGAUGCCGCUGUUUUUGGGCACGCAGGCGCUGAACUUGCUGAGGACGGCCACGAGGUCUUUGGAUGGCAAGGCAUCGGCUGGCGCUGUGGUCAAGUUAUGGACGUAAUGAUCGGGAUGAGUUAUGGCGGUUGGGACUAAGGCAAUAAUGAAUGGUUCAAGACUAGACUAGUAUUUUAAGUUUGUAUGAAUCAAAGUGUCAUGAUACCAAG